This is a messenger RNA of Lytechinus pictus (painted urchin), 3105 nucleotides long. RefSeq names its product elongin-B-like. Gene Ontology annotation, biological process: transcription elongation by RNA polymerase II. Bases 32 to 379 code for a protein of 115 amino acids. Gene Ontology annotation, cellular component: VCB complex; elongin complex. The transcript is spliced from 2 exons. Gene Ontology annotation, molecular function: protein binding. NCBI's taxonomy places the organism in Eukaryota, Metazoa, Echinodermata, Echinoidea, Temnopleuroida, Toxopneustidae. The record is from RefSeq and is a predicted model, not a curated record.
UAAAUGUUUUCACUUUCAGGAUGUCUUCUUGAUGAUCAAGCGUCAGAAGACGACCAUCUUCACUGAUGCAAAGGAGACAAACACUGUAUUUGAACUGAAGCGAAUCAUUGAGGGCAUUACCAAGAAGUCACCAGAAGACCAACAGUUGUACAAGGAUGGAGACACACUAGAUGAUACCAAGACACUGGGAGACUGUGGACUAACAAGCAACACUGCCAAGGCACAAGCACCAGCCAUGCUUGGGCUUGCCUUCAGAGAAUGUGAAGGUGCUGACUUUGAGCAAUUAAACAUCACACCCUACUCCAAUCCCCCAGAGCUGCCUGACGUUAUGAAGCCAUCAGAUUCCACAACCAACACAGUAGAUCAACCAGUCCAAUAGAUCAGUAAAUGUUCAUUUAUCCUUUUAGGCUGGAAUUAAGUCAUAAUAGACAUUUCUAAUAUCUUUGUCAAGACUUAUAAAAGCAGUAGCUAACCUGGAUGAUGUUCUUUAUGACCAGCAAGGUGGCCAACGAAACUUUAUCAUAUUUUCACAAGUGGUCAAUAUAUAUAUAUUCUUAAGUUUCAUGCUACCAAGUAAUUCAUUGCCAGGUAAAAUAAAUACUUGCAGUCUGCUUUGUGUUGCAGAAACACAAGCUUUAUUCUAUUUUGUUUGUCACUCUGAAUGUGCAUAAGUACAAGGAUAAUUUUAGUUUUCUUCCUCAGCUUUAUCAUAUAUUCAGGAAUAGUUUCACCAAAUCUCAAAGGAGUCCUUCUUUGGUGGCAUAUUGUAGGGUAACAUUUAAAUGCAUUGCGAUUGAUUGUUGGCUAAAUUGCGCUUUUGAUAGUUUUGUGAAACUUGCCCUGGGCCUAUGACAGAAAAGAUAAUCAAUUGUACAAUUAAUCAUAUGUGUAUUAUAUAUGGCAACCAUGUAAAAAAAUUACUAUCAAUGGUGAAUAUAGACUUCAUCUCUUUAUAUAACGGGCCCUGAUGAGUUGCAUUUGUUCCAAAUUUUGUUCCGCAUUCUGCACACUAUGGUGACUAGAUGUACCUUGGUUCUAAAAGGUACUAAAUCUGUCUAUCACUUAUAAUAAAAUGCAUUUGUUUACCAGACAUUUGUGGAAAAAUAACAUUAUAAAUUGCAUUUUCUCACGGCUGUUAUUGAAGUUAUAACUUCUGUUCAAAGACAGGCCCACACCUGCAACUGUCUGAUAUCAAUAACUGGAGUUUUAAUCCAAUGUAUUUAGUAUCUUUUGGAAUCGAUCUCUCCAUGUAUGCAGAGGGUAUAUAUUAGAUAGCAUUAUUCUGUCUAUUUUAUAUAUUUGUUUUGAGAGUAGAUACACUUUGUUUGAAUUAUUUUUUUCUGUCUUUUGUACUUCAUUUUGUAUGCUUGAAAGACUGAUUACAUGCAACUUCUAUGUGCUUUUCAGUUCUACAUGAAAUUUAUCUUAUUUAUAUUAUACAGUUCCACAUAACAUGAAAUAUGAACACUGAAUCUGUGUCUAUAGCUUGGUUAAAAUACAAGACUUGUUGAACGAAAGAUGUUUAUAUUUAUGCCUGUAUUUCGGCAAGUGAUAGAAUUUCUGCUUAGCUCCUGGCGUCAUAUUUUACUACUAGCUAUAUGAAGAAUACAUUGAUAAAGUUAACGAAUAUAAUUGGUGCAUUUUGCUACUUGUUUAUUGUUGUUUUGCAGUUCUUAUUGAAAUGUUUUUUCAAUACGAAGCAGAUUUUUAAAUUACUGCUACCCUUUCCUACAAUUCUUGAUAGUGAAAUCAAUGUGCCCUAGAAGAGGGGUCCUUAUAUUUAAAAGCUUUGGUAGACUACACCCCAUCAACCCCUACCAGGGCUCAAAGAGCGGGCCCCUGGAAAGCAUGCUGUGAUGCUUUGCACCAAUGCCAUUUAAGGUAAACAUGACUGAAUGACUAUGACAAAUUUUAAUCUAUUUGAAGUUUCAUGAAUGUACGUUUGAUGCACUCUUGCAUUUACAUACAAGAGUGCAUCAAAUAUUAUCCAAGUUAAAGUUUGAAUUGUUGUGUGCUGUAAAGUUUAUGAGAUGAUGGCAUUCCUUGCUCUGGUAAUUUUUUUUUUAGAGAAGUAAUCUGAAGUUCCACAAAAAUAAAUUUUGUCAGUGAUAUCCAAGAGAGAAAAAGAGAUUGAUUGUACAACUGGUAAGUAGGCAGAUUGUGACAAGAUUUAAUCCUACCUGAAAAAACAAAAUCAAAUUCAAAUGUUAUACUUAAAUUAUUAUAAUUCAGCAGUCAAAAUGUGAAAUAUUUGGUGUUGCUAGGUCAGAAAGAGCUGAUAUUACUAUUUAUAUGGUUUUUAAAAAUCCAAUUAUGAAUAACUUGUUUGUAGCCUUUCAAAGCAUACAUGUACUUUCUUACCAAAGCCUUUUUGAUAAAAAUGGGACUUUCUGUCUUAUACAGCCAGGUGCAUGGCAGAAUGAAAAAGGGCAAUACAUGGAUGGGUUAUAAAUUUUUCAGGGCCUGCUUGAAGAACUACCCUAAAUGUCUCAUGGUCCAAAGAUUGCAUUUAUCCAUUGUCAACCUCAAUCACAUUGUGUAGAUUUUUAUUGCAGUAUUUUUUCAUGUAAUAAUUAUCAAGCACACUAGAGAAUCUUCUUUUUAGUUUCACUGGUACGCAAGAGAAAAAUAUAUGUAGCCAUUGUUCAGUUGUAUUGAACACUUAAUAGAAAUGAUACAUAUAUUAUUGAUAGGCUGGCUUUUGAUGUACAAUGUAGUUCUAUAAAUUCAGAAUGUUAGAUAAUGUACAGAAUCUUUGAUAUGAUUGUGCACACAUUUCCUGACGAGAAAGCUAAUCAAAGAUGUUUGUUGAAAGUAAAAUAAAACAAGUUCCUAGAAAGUUGUUUGUAGUGAUUCUGAUACUAGCUAUUAUAAUUAUUUUUUUUAUGAUGGGUAUACAUAUGAUGGGAUAAAUUAUUUUACUCUACAUAGUUUGGGCAUGAUCAAUCAUACUUGCACAUAAAAGGAGCUUUAGUGUAUAUGUGCAAGUAUUAUAUGAAAUGUAAACAUACAUGUAAGAAAGAAGUAAAUCUGUUCUGUUUGUAUCUAUUUCUGUGAAUUUUUUCAUUUUUUAGAUUGAAAUAAAUACAUUUAUUUCAAAAUGUA